This is a messenger RNA of Schistosoma intercalatum, 1302 nucleotides long. The record is from the annotation of a GenBank genome assembly. NCBI's taxonomy places the organism in Eukaryota, Metazoa, Platyhelminthes, Trematoda, Strigeidida, Schistosomatidae.
CAAGCACACAGUGGCGGGUAUCUUCGCAGCCGAUUUUGUUCGGCCGACUGUUUUUCUUGGUUGCUGAUAUUUGAAAUGCAUCUAUCUCUUGUCUUUAAUUAACUACUAAUGGAUUUACAAACGGUUUAUACGGAAGGACAUGUCUUCAAAGAAAAUAAACUGAAGUUUGCUAAAUAUUCGGGGUUCCCCAGAUAUUCAGAGCUUGUUAAUAUUCAGAAACAGUUUGAUCGACCAAAAGAUGAGAAUGAUUUGUAUCCUGCUCGGAAUGGGAUCCAUAUUAUUCAUAAAAAGAGGAAAGCAGACGACGCCAAUUUGCAGAUUCACGAUGGCUCUUCUGCACCAAGGUUACACCGCUUGCAUGUUCCUUCUUCUCCUAGUGGUCAUUUACAUGGUCAUUUGGGAGCUCAUGUUGGCUCGUUUUUACAGCAUCAGACAUGUACUUACAACGCAUCUGAUAUCUCUGCAAUAAAUGCCCCAAUAUCUGACAUCUCAAGUAGUGCUAUACAGUUCUCUAGCAUGAAUACGCUGCCGGCUGCAACCGCAAAGGCGAACUCAAAGCUAACUACAACUGAAGGUGACUAUGCCAUAGUUGUCGGGGAGAUGCUCAAUUCUGGUGGCGAGGCAUAUGAAGUUCUUUCAUUUCUCGGGCGAGGAACUUUCGGCCAGGUUGUCAAGUGCCGCUGUCGAUCAACGAGUCGUUAUGUAGCUAUCAAGAUAUUGAAGAAUCUACCUUCCUAUUUAAGGCAAGGCAAUAUAGAGAUUCAAAUUUUGCAAACACUGGCUCAACAGGAUACAGAGUCUCAUAAUAUUGUCAGGGCGAUUGAGUGCUUUCAACAUAGAAACCAUAUGUGUUUCGUGUUUGAGUUAUUGGAUCAAAACUUAUAUGAGUAUCUCAAGUCAAAUAAGUUUCGUCCACUGACGCUUCCUGAGAUCCGCCCCAUUUCUCAGCAGGUUCUCACGGCCCUAUCAAAGUUAAAGACUCUUGGUUUAAUUCAUGCUGAUUUGAAACCGGAAAAUAUAAUGUUAGUGAAUCCAAACUCAGAAAACAUGCGUUACAGAGUCAAAGUAAUCGACUUUGGUUCUGCAUGCCAUAGCUCCAAAGCUGUUCAAAAUACGUACCUUCAGUCACGUUACUAUCGUGCUCCUGAAAUCCUUCUGGGCUUACCUUUUGAUGAAGCAAUUGAUAUGUGGUCACUGGGAUGUGUUUUAGCUGAGCUUUUCCUCGGCUGGCCUUUAUAUCCUGGUUCAUCUGAAUAUGAUCAAGUGAGUUCUAAACCUGUUUGUGUUUUGUUUAAGUAUUAG